This is a messenger RNA of Gossypium raimondii (Peruvian cotton), 1717 nucleotides long. RefSeq names its product glycylpeptide N-tetradecanoyltransferase 1. Gene Ontology annotation, cellular component: cytoplasm. Gene Ontology annotation, biological process: N-terminal peptidyl-glycine N-myristoylation. Bases 291 to 1595 code for a protein of 434 amino acids. The record is from RefSeq and is a predicted model, not a curated record. The transcript is spliced from 2 exons. Lineage: Eukaryota; Viridiplantae; Streptophyta; Magnoliopsida; Malvales; Malvaceae. Gene Ontology annotation, molecular function: glycylpeptide N-tetradecanoyltransferase activity.
CAAGAAAACAAAUAUACUGUUUUAUUUCACUGUCACCAUUUCACUAAAGACCAAAGUGAGUUUCGCUGUUUCGGCAUCUUCAAUGCCGCUCUCUUGAAUAAAACCCUAGAAAUCGUCUCCCUUUUACCUUAAAUAAAACAACUCAACACAAAUAAAGAGUCCAUCGCUUCGGCUUCGAAGAUCAUCCCCCAAAAUCUGUCUUAAUAAAUUAGUCAACAUUCAGCAGAGUCCUGAAUCUGCUAAUCUCAGUUUAUUUUGAGAAAAUAGCUGAAAUUAAUUGAUUGCUUGAAAUGACUGAUAGUAAUCCACCACCCGGAUCACCGAAAGAAAACCCGGAUCCGAAUCCUGAGGCAAACCCAUUUUCCAAUGAUGAUAGCUCAUUAGAAUCCAUAGUUCGAAGGUUUCAGGAUUCAAUGUCCUCAGUAAAGAGACAUAAGUUUUGGGAAACUCAGCCUGUUGGUCAAUUUAAGGAUGUGGGGGACACUAGUUUACCCGACGGAUCUAUCGAGCUGCCAACCCCUUUGUCCGAAGUCAAACAGGAACCUUAUAACCUCCCGAGUCCGUAUGAAUGGACCACAUGCGAUAUGGACUCGGAGGAGACUUGUACCGAGGUUUACAUUCUUUUGAAGAACAACUAUGUUGAGGAUGAUGAGAAUUUGUUUAGGUUCAAUUAUUCCAAGGAGUUUCUUAGGUGGGCUUUACGUCCUCCUGGCUAUUACAAGAGCUGGCACAUUGGUGUCCGAGCUAAGGCUUCGAAGAAGCUUGUUGCUUUCAUUACUGGUGUCCCUGCUAGGAUAAGGGUGCGUAAUGAGAUUGUGAAGAUGGCUGAGAUCAAUUUCUUAUGUGUUCAUAAGAAGCUGAGAUCGAAGAGACUUGCACCGGUGAUGAUUAAGGAGGUUACUAGGAGAGUUCAUUUGGAGAAUAUUUGGCAGGCAGCUUAUACUGCUGGAGUUGUUCUUCCGACACCGAUUACUACUUGCCAGUACUGGCAUAGGUCAUUGAACCCCAAGAAGCUGAUUGAAGUUGGCUUUUCGAGGCUCGGGGCUCGGAUGACUAUGAGUCGAACUAUUAAACUUUAUAAGUUGCCUGAUUCUCCUGUCACCCCUGGAUUCAGAAAAAUGGAGCUUCGUGAUGUCUCGGCUGUAACUAGGUUGCUCAGAAACUACUUGAGUCAGUUCGUUGUUUCUCCAGAUUUUGAUGAGAAUGAUGUGCAACACUGGCUUCUUCCUACGGAAGAUGUCGUGGACAGUUACUUAGUAGAGAGCCCAGAGACACAUGACAUAACUGACUUCUGCAGUUUCUACACACUUCCAUCAUCAAUACUCGGCAACCAAAACUAUUCGAUUUUGAAAGCUGCCUACUCUUACUAUAAUGUCUCCACAAAGACUCCUCUGCUUCAGUUGAUGAAUGAUGCACUUAUCGUUGCUAAGCGAAAGGAUUUUGACGUUUUCAACGCGCUGGAUGUCAUGCACAAUGAAUCUUUCCUCAAAGAACUAAAAUUCGGACCAGGUGAUGGGCAACUUCACUACUACUUGUAUAAUUAUCGGAUACGAAAUGCUUUGAGACCAUCGGAGCUCGGUCUUGUACUCCUAUAGGUACGAAUGUUUCAGCUUUUGAUGCUGAGAUUUUAAUUGCUUAGUCAAAAUACAAUGUUACUGUUGACAAUGCAUAUUGUUCUAUGGACUCCAUUAAUGUUUAAGAUUUUUCUUGUGGUUUA